This is a messenger RNA of Diorhabda carinulata, 7914 nucleotides long. Its product is annotated as xylosyltransferase oxt. Gene Ontology annotation, biological process: heparan sulfate proteoglycan biosynthetic process; chondroitin sulfate proteoglycan biosynthetic process. The transcript has 5 exons. Gene Ontology annotation, molecular function: protein xylosyltransferase activity. Gene Ontology annotation, cellular component: membrane. NCBI's taxonomy places the organism in Eukaryota, Metazoa, Arthropoda, Insecta, Coleoptera, Chrysomelidae. The coding region runs from base 140 to 2857 and encodes 905 amino acids. The record is from RefSeq and is a predicted model, not a curated record.
UUAGGUGAUCUGAGAUUAAUCACAGAAUAUGAGCUAUCAAAAAACUAUGUAAAUAAUGUUUGUUUAUAAUAUGUAAGUGAAAAAUACACAAAAAUGUAACUAUUAAAACUGUCGGAGUCAAUUGUUGAAAGGUUUUGUCAUGAUCAAAGGUAACUCAAAAAAUACUAAGUGUAUUAGAAGGUACAGAACAUUUUUCAUCAUUGGAACAGUGAUUCUAGCCUUCCAGAUAUUCCUGGCCCUUAAAUUUUUAGCCCUUAAUAAAACUAUAGUUGAACCUAUUGAUAACAAAUGGCUAUCUAUAAACUUUGAUGAUGAAUCUGAAAUUCAAAUUAACUCUGCAAAUAGAUUGAAAGCAAACCAAGAUUAUGAAGCCAGCUCAGUUAUUAAAAAACAAAAACUUAAAAAUAAAACCAAUCAUACUUAUUCAUUAAAAUCCGAAGAUUUAAAUUUUGUGCCUGUUUGUCAAAUAUCAUCAAAAGAAGCAGUUUCUGCAAUAAACAGAGCUAAAACUCAGUUAUGUAAACAACUCAUAUCAAACAUUACUUGCCAAAUCAUUAAAAACGAUUUCUACCCCAAAGAACUUAAAGGAUCGUGUCCUACUGGAAAAUUUGUGGCUGGUAAAGAGUUAGGCUGUUUUAAAGACGAAAAGAAUUUUAGAUUAUUGACUGGUUACUAUGGAGUUAGUAAAAAUGAAAAUUCUCCCAAGUAUUGUAUGAAAUUGUGCUUACAAUCUGGAUUUCCCUAUGCUGGAGUACAGUACUCGAAUGAAUGUUUUUGCGGAAUAGAUGAACCACCUCUAACAUCAAAAAUUCCAGAUUCAUCUUGCAACUUGAAAUGUCCAGGAGAUCCACAUGCAACAUGUGGUGGAUAUUAUACCACCAAUAUAUAUCACACCGGUAUUAAAAGAUUUAUUGCCCAAACUGCUAAUACGGAAUCUACCAACAGACAAAUGAAAAUGGUAAAAAUAGUUUUUCUUUUAACUCUGAAUGGUAGAGCAUUAAGGCAAGUAAAAAGAUUGUUGAAAAUAUUGUACAGUACUGACCAUUACUAUUACAUACAUGUAGAUGUGAGACAAGAUUAUCUUUACCGUCAACUGUUGCCAUUGGAAAAAAUUUUGCCAAACGUUCGCCUGACCAGAAAAAGAUUUGCAACAAUAUGGGGUGGUGCUUCUCUAUUGAAAAUGCUAAGAUCCUGUAUGUGGGAAUUAUUAAAUAUAGAAGAUUGGAAAUGGGAUUUCGUGAUAAAUUUGAGCGAAAGCGAUUUCCCGGUGAAACCAGUACAAAAACUCACGGAAUUUCUAAGUUUAAACAAAAAUAAAAAUUUCGUCAAGUCGCACGGUAGAGAAGUACAACGUUUUAUACAAAAACAAGGAUUAGAUAAAACAUUCGUCGAGUGCGAAUACAGAAUGUGGCGGAUAGGAGAUAGAGUACUACCAUCGGGGGUGCAAUUAGACGGGGGUAGUGACUGGAUAGCUUUAUCGAGAAAUUUCGUACAGUACGUUGCAGAUCCCGAAACGGACGAACUCAUCGACGGUCUGUUGAAGAUAUUCAAUUAUACAUUACUCCCCGCUGAAUCAUUUUUCCACACAUCUUUAAGAAAUUCGAAAUUCUGCGACACUUACAUCGAUAAUAAUUUACACGUAACCAACUGGAAGAGAAAAUUAGGAUGCAAAUGUCAAUAUAAACACAUAGUGGAUUGGUGCGGAUGUAGUCCUAAUAAUUUUAGACCGGAUGAUUGGUCUAGAAUAACAAGCACCUUCCCGAAACAGUUAUACUUUGCCAGAAAAUUCGAGCCUAUAGUAAACCAAGCCGUUAUUUUACAAUUGGAAUUGUGGCUACACGGUGUGGAAGUACCCACCAAGAACGUACCGAAUUUACAUGCCUAUUGGCAAAAUAUCUACCAUUCCAAAGAUUUGGGGAUGCCACACGAUGACGGUUUAUUAACUUUGAGCAAUACGAUCAGAAGACUAGUUUCGAAGACGCUCAAUAAUUCUUGCGAUUUAGAAGCUCUAAUAGAAAUAACUUCGUAUCAUUAUAAUGAUAGUUAUCGGUAUACUCUAUUCAAAUACGAUAGUUCUAAUUCACUUAAUUUGGAAAUAGCCGUUAAACCCGUCGAUAAAAAUGUUUUAUCUAAAAAUUCUACGUUAAUGACAUAUUUAGAAGUUCUAAUGGUAUCUACGGAUUACGAUCAAAAAGAACAACUUUCUAGAAAUUUCCUCAGGAUAAUUACACCGCUAUCCGAACCUGUACUGAUCUAUAGUUUCUUCAAAACACCUGGAUCCAAAUUUUAUAAUCUCACAUCAAUAUGGAUAGCACCGGACGGGAAUCUCUAUGGAGUUGUCGAAUUCUCCGUCGAUGGUUCUUCUUUAACAAAUUUUGUCAAGUCUGGUAUUAAACAACCCAUUUUACCCGGAAUUUGGACUGUGAAAAUUCUCUACAAAAAUACCCAGCUUGCGGAAACAAAAUUUCCAGUGUUUCCUUUAGAAUAUUUCAAUGGAUCACCAAUUAAAACCAAUCAAAUCACAUAUCUGCAUGGUGGUUCCAAAGAGAAGAAGGAAUUUAAAAAUUCUUUCGAAAAGUUUCUACCGGUUGCUCAACAAAAACAAAAUUUCGAAGCUAAAAGUGUGACGAAUUCGAAAAAGACCGGAUCGGAACUUACCAAAUGGGUAGACGAACUGUUUUUCGAAUUUUAUAGAAUUAAGAAAAUGUGCGAGAGUGCGAAUUUGACGGAAUACGAAAAAACGUGCAGUAUACUAGUAGAUAGUUGCCAUAAGAGUAAUUGGAGUUCUUUUGCUCUUGAUCCUAAGAGUGCCAUAGGAACAAUAAAUUUGACCACCAGAGCUUUUGAUAUUUGGUAAAUGUUUAUUCAGUACGCAUAAAUAUGAAAUAGCAAAACCGAUUCUCUAAGAUCAUACCUAAUCAUUCCAAAACAUCAUUCUGACAUUAGUUUCAUGUAAAUGCUCCAAAUAUUUCCAAUCUCAUGAGGCUAUUUCAUUAGAGCCACGGUUGGUUUGGCCAUCAUGCCACACAUAGCAGUCAGCAUGCUUUCUUUCACAUUCGAGAUUGUUGAAUUAAAUGUAAUAAAAUGUCGAGACGUAGCCUCUAGGACACGGCAAAACCACCUGCAGGUCGAAUACAGCAACCAUGUUAUUAGUUUUAUUAUCCAUCUCAAUCCUGGAUACCACUUUUUCAUUCAUGUGGCUCUCAUACUGAGGUUUUCCUUUUCCUUGUCACUUGAAUUUUUAAACUUGAUGCAUCUCAUUGAUCUUUUUUAUAUUUACUAUAUUCAAUGGUUUCUUCUUUGUAGAGGUUCAUUAGAUUUUUAUCUCCAUCUUUCUUUCAAGGUUCGUGCUAUGCAAUAUGCUUUCGGAUUUUUUCUUUAAUCGCUUGCGAGACGUCUGAGUGAUUAUCGUGCUUUCCUCUUAUGUCGCCAAAAAUAAAAUCAUGUCCAUCAUUAUUUCUUUGUUCUUCCUGUCACUGAUACCUAGUGUAGCCACAAAGAGUUAUUUGCAGAACCUAGUUCUUUCGGUACCACGAAGGAAAUAAAUUUUUGUUUCAUAUCGACAUUUCGGUCUAACAGUCUCGGUAUUUUCACCAAUAAAGUCUGCCAUGCUCCAAAAUGAGUCAAAUUUAUCUUGCAAGUCUUGAAAAUUUUUCAAAACACUUCAAUCUACACUUUUCACCACAGAGAGGUAACAAUUUUCGUUGGCUUCUUGUAACCAAUUCUUUUUUGACCGUUCCAUCGACUUUUCUAGUUUCCUUUAUUGACUUUUCCAACUAUUUCUUAACAAUUUGGAUGCAUUCUUUUACCAUUUCGAGGGAUUCCUGAUUCUUUUUAGAGUUUUCUUUUUAAAAUAAGACAUAGUCAGAAUAUUGGACUAAGUUUCUCCUAAUUUGCCAAUAGGUUUUGCAUUUAAAUCUCCAAAAAUUUCGGGUAAAUUUCUGUGAGCACUAACGAUGGAGAAACCGUCGCCGUUAUUUUGGGAGCAAACUGACACAAAAAACUGUUUUUAAAAAAUUAUAUGAAAACUAAAUUACUUUAUGUGUCAUUGCCUUAUGGCGGUAAGAAGAAAUAACAUAUUGACUGUGGUCAAUAUAAACAUCCUCUGCUAGUUACAUGAAAAAGAAAAUUAACCUAUUGACCCUCGUUACAAGUAAUUCCAGAACAGUCUAGAACACUUCAGAAUAUGUAAACACUGCUUAGUAAUAUGAGAAAAGGGCAACUUAUAGAGAAACAACGAAUAACCUAUCGGACUUUGCUUUGUGAAGUUUUAGAACAGUCAGGAACACUCCAGAAUAUUCUAUAACUACAUAACCAUAAGGACAACGACCCAGUUAUAGAGAAAAAAAGAUUAACCCAUUGAGUCUCGUUACAAGUAAUUCCAAAACACUUCAGAAACUUUGAAAACUAUUUAGACAAACGCUAAAUAUAAAUUAAUAUAUAAAAAAUAAUUAUAAAGGCAAUGGGCAAAGUUUUUCCCUUUAUCCGUAAAGUGCGCAUACACAUCAUCAGUGGUCAUACGUGGGGCUGAACUAUACUUGUACAAACCCCUAACAUCCUCCUUUUUAACGCCCAACAUUUUUGUGGUUCCCAUCCUAGACCCCUGUUAGUAUUCUACAGAAUGGCCGUUCUUUUUUUAUUUUUGAACUGUUCUUUCUCGUGGUUUGGUCUUUGAUCAAACUGUCCCGAUUCUGCAAUAACAAUGGCCAUGUUAUAAGGGAAUAAUUUGUAUUCAAUAUAAUGUGUCAAAAAAAAUUGUAGAGACAGGUUUUGUUUUUGAUUUGUGCAUAUUGAUCUAACUUUUCGCCUUAUAUGAAUGUGAUAACAUUUGGUGCUCAAUUAUUUUUUAAUUCGAUAUCGACUGAUUACAAAAAAUUUUCCACAUUUGUCACUUUUUCCAUUAAAAGGGUGAAACUUUUUCAUAUAAACUUAUGUAAUUAAUAAAAAAUAAAAAUGUGACAUUUCUCCAGCUCAGGUAUUCACAUUGCAUCUCAAAAUUUAUCGAAAAUGUCAGAGCUGGACUGGAGUGAAAUAAGAUUUGGUCUGGUGGAUCUGUCAGUACUGAAUUAAUUGAAUUGUUGUGGCCAAAAAUAAUUUGAGGGAAUUUUAUAAAAAAUGAGUGACCAAGUUGAGCUUUUUCAAAAAAUUAUAAGAGUAGGAAUAAGAAAGGUCCAAAAAUACACUAAAACGCUCUGGACCCCGGAUUAAUUUACUUGCAAUCGUGAGAACUGAUUCCAAAACGACUCUUCUCUAGGUCUCUAAACGAACUCUUGAGUCCUUCGGAAUUUCUUCUUUUUAUAGGAGAUCCAUUUACAAAUUUUAUUAUCAUAGGUUGUUUGUUAACAAUCGUUAUUUUUAUUGAUUUAUUUCUUUACUAUUCGAGUUACCGUUUAACACAUUCCAAACUAUUUACAAAACGAACGAACCUUUGCUAUGUAUAGUUUAUCAACGAUUCUAAAGCUUUAAAACAUAUAGCUACAAUAUUUUUUCUCUCAAACACGUACAAAUUAUGUUUAACUGAACGACAUUUCAUCUCUGUUAACUGCACUUCUUUUACAGUAAAAACUUCGUUAGUGUUUAUAUUUUGCUCAUUCAAAGCUGCUACCCAACCACCGGUAAGAGGUUUCGUUUCCAAUUCUUUCAACUUCUUACACAAUUUAUUCGUGUACUUCGUUAUAUCUAAUAACGAGGUCGUAUCUCUUUAAAGAUUUUGCUGAUAUCUUGAGUAUACUUCUAAUAUGUCAGCUGAAUAUGAUAAUAAAAUAUCCUUGAGCUUCCUUUUCUUCGCCAUUACAUAGUUAAAACAUUCUAUGACUGUAAAAUAGCUACCACUAAUAGAUUGGUGAAUUUAGUCCAACGAAUAUCAUGAUACUCAGGUAGACUUACCAACUAGAGACCAUUUGCCUUUGCCAUAUCUCUCAAUUCUUUCGUGCGUAAGACACUUACGUGAAAGAAAGAAGCGAUCCACGAUGAUUAUUUGAUCAUCUUUCCUAUCUCAAGUACAGUUUUAGUUGUUAAGCCCCAGGAUAAUUCAGAUCUAAAAAGUAUCAACGUUUUUUUCAAUGUAUUUAUAGUUAGUGAAAUGAUUUAAUAUGUACAUUUCCAAUUUUUUUUAGCUUAUAAAGAAUUAGCUUCAGGUAUGCAACGACCGAUGGGAGUCUUUUCUAAUAUAUCAAAACUUUUUAAUUUUGAUUGCAUGUAAGCUUUGAGACAUUCUUUGUGCACCGGACUUUUCAUGUUUUCUUCUAGGAUUGCAUUCCUGAACCUCGUACCUUUCUAAGUCGUAAUAGGUGCUUGCUUAUUAUUAGAUGAAUUCAUCUUUACUACGUCAGGAAAUGGGAAAUCACAUUUGUUUUUCACUUAGUGGUCCCCAUUGCUGUGAAAAUGAAUCAAAAGUUCCUUUCUGUUGACAAGAUUUUGGUUUCACUAAAAGCUCACGAUGGUUUACUCAGUCCUUUGCUUUCUUGUUGCUUAUUUUUGGCAUCAUUGUGUGUUUCGUAAAGUAUCUCGUCAACAUUUGAAUCAUCUGGAUUAUUAGAAUUAGGAACAAUCUCUCUAAGGUACAAAUACUAUCUUGCAUGUGUGCAACCGGGGUCAUGAAAUCGUUCCCAACAGCUGCACUAAAGGUGAUUCUACAUCUUCCACCUCUCCAUAUAGUACUGGAAAGCGUAGCAGAAAAAACAUCACUUAGAAGGUUAAGAGAAGUAAUCACCAAAGAAUAAUCGUACCUAUAUAAUUACCAAACCUGGGACAUAACUCAAGAUACAUCAAAAAAAUUUAGCUUGAAAAAAAGAAUUACUUGAGCUCUAAGCUUUAUAAGUGGAAUUAAAACACCAUAUAAGAAAUAAACAGAAAUGCCAUUAAAUAGUAUACGGAGGGAUCUAAAGCAGCAAACAGAACUGCAAUAGGAGUGUACCAAACAUUCUGAAAGCCUACCGCAAUAGCCAUGCAGCCAUUAGAGCUUUAAGCUCCAAUAUCAUAAAAUCCAAGCUCGUUUGGUAUUGCCUAGAAAAAUUAAACGAGCCAGGCAAAAAAAUUACCCUACAAUGGAUUAUGGGACACAUUGGAGUGAAGGGAAAUGAAAGCUAACCUGCUCGCUAAAGCAGGGGCAGACAAGAUCUUCAUAGGACCUAAACCCUUCUGUGGUAUCAGCUACAGAACAAUAGCAACAGCAUUGUAAAAGAAGGUAGAUAGGAGCAAAACCAAUUAUUGGGACAACCUACAGGGGUCGAUACAGACAAAGACUGUCCUGGGAAUCUAUUACCAGAGUAGAUCUACAGACACAGACACCUGAAAACACUAGACUUAGCAGAUACUACGGCGUGCAGUGUCUGUUUAACAGAGGAUGAAACCUCAAACCACAUUCUCUCUUACUUCAGACCUUUAAAGUACUACACCUGGAAGCGUAUGAAAUAGAAGACGAAGAUCUCCGGCAGCUACAUCCAUCCCACAUUCUGACCUUUCUAAAAGAAGUGACAUCAACAGAUCAGCUAUAAACACUAGGUUCGCCAGUAUAACAGUUGGGACUUUUGUGAGAAAAUGAUGUCUCCAUCUAUUGAACCCCAUUACAACUUAAUAUUUGGCACCUAUGACCUUUCUUUAGCUGUAAGUGUCAUAUUUUACAGUAAAAAUAAUUUUUUAAAAAUUACGAUUAGAACCCUUUCUUACUUCUACUUUUCAUUCGCUAGGUUUGGCAAAACAUCAUGUGGAUAAGUUUCCAAGGAAUGUACAAAAAGUACACUUGAUAACAACCCUAAUGUGUGUUUUUUGUUUACUAUCAUUCUUAAUGAUACACCCUUUGGAAAUAUUUUUUUAAAACACGGAAAAAGUGAUAAAAGUGAAAAUGAUAGAAUUUUUAUAGCAAAAAUUGUUGUAUAUACAGUAUGAUAAUAAAAAUUUGACCAAUAAAAACAA